Molecule: messenger RNA, 1833 nt
Organism: Oncorhynchus mykiss (rainbow trout)
Lineage: Eukaryota; Metazoa; Chordata; Actinopteri; Salmoniformes; Salmonidae
Product: general receptor for phosphoinositides 1-associated scaffold protein
Molecular function (GO): protein binding
Source: RefSeq, a predicted model, not a curated record
CCAAUUGUGUCGUGUGCAUCACAGGGCACGCCUCCCCUGUCCUCGCUCUCACUGCCAAAUUGUGCAUGCUGUCCCACCAGAAGCAUCAGUGUUGUUUGCUGCGAUAGACGUUUCACUCCGAGUUUUUGGGUUCAUUUUUGUACUUUCUUGAUCGGAGCGCUCAUAAUAUGAAGAAUAUGACGCUACGAAAGCUUAAAAAAGUAAACUCCAGUGAUCCAUCUGGUAGACUUUCGAGUCCGGACGAUAUUUACUUUCCGUCCUCAAAGUCAGACAGUUGUAAAACUAUGGAUUUACCAACUAAUUCGGAAGUGUAUAAUUACAAGACUUUAGCUUACUCUGGUGGAACGUUGCCAAGGAACUUCAGAAAGAAUGGUGGGCUGCAGAAGAGGAAUCCCCUGACUCAGACCACAGAGCCACGGAGAGAAAUUAUCCUGGAGAAGAAGGAUGGGGAGACGUUUGGCUUUGAGAUUCAGACAUAUGGGCUGCACCACCAGGACCAGAACUCUGUGGAGAUGUGCACAUUUGUGUGCAAGGUUCACGACGACAGCCCCGCCCAACAAGCCGGACUCAAAGUCGGGGACACCAUCGCUAGUGUGAACGAGACCAGCGUGGAUGGAUAUCUACACAAGGAGAUUGUUCAGCAAAUCAGGGCCUCUGGGAACUCCAUUAGGCUGGAAACCGUGUACAGCGACUCCAUUCGAAAAGCAGAACUGGAGGCCAGGCUUCAGUAUCUAAAGCAAACCCUACAUGAGAAAUGGGAUGAAUACAGAUCUUUGAUGACGCAAGAGCAGAGGCUGGUUCAUGGCAUAGUGAUGAGUGAUGCUGCUAUCUAUGAGUCCCUGGAGUCUGCAGGGGUGUACGGUAGUCUGGGUACCCCGAGCCCGGCCACCCUGCGUGCCCUCCGCUGCACCGGCAGCACCAGCAGCAGCGCCAGCCACCUGAGUGCCACCAUGGAGGAGGACCCACUCUACCAGACCUGUCUGUACCAGAGGCAGGGCGACCACCUCAACGAUGCCCAUGGUGACCUUACCAGCAGCACAGAGAAAGACAAACAGAAACCAGAACAGGAGAAGCCUCCACAGGGUAAGCAGAGACUGAUCCGCCCCGCCAGUGAGCUCUUCACCUCAGCCAAGACCCACCUGACCCGCAGCUCCAGCACACGCAGCUACCUGAGGGCUUCCAACAAUAACUCUUCAUCAGCACCAGGGGAGAAAGGUCAAACGGGAGGGUUCAGCUCGCUACAGAGGAAACCCAAACAGAAGAGCUUCCGCCGACACCUCCUCAAGUUCAUCCCUGGACUGAACAGAGGCAUGGAGGAGGAGAGCAAGCUCUGAGAACUAAAUGGACUAAACACCCGAAGAACUAGACUCUUUUUGACCCAAAGACUUAAUAUUGCCUCUGACUCAACCUUAACAACCAAAGAUUUCAACUAGUGCCACAAAGACCAAAUGUAUCUAUCUGUCCAGAAAUACCUUUGUACUUGUUCAGAUGACUACACAUUUGACCCAGCGGAACCAAUGGUCCUUUGAGUUCUGAAGCACACUCCAAUUUGAGGAGACACCUGUACCUUGGUUACUGUUUCCAUAGUUCAUAAGUUAUUUAUUUAUUUUUGAUUAGUUUGACCUAUGUACAGAAUGAAGGAUUUCGUUUUGUUUUAAUUUAGUUUUGUCAUCAUGACAGUUGAAAAUAAAUGCCCCAUAUCUUCACAUAUAAUUUUUUUGUAAGAGACAUUUGUUACUGUUUUUGUAUCAGUUUGAUCUGGUGUUUUCUUGCCAAAAAUAUCUGCAAAUAAAUGUGUGGCAUUUUGAUUUGCCUUGCUUGAUUUAUAAUGAA